AUGCAGCUCACCACGCUCUUCGUUGCCGCGCUGAGCGCCGUCUCCGUCUCCGCCUCGCCUUCGUGGAUGGGAGGCGACCAAGUCGUCGUAAAGGAAGAGUACAAGGUGCCUGGCGAAAACCCGCUGUACUUUUGCGGCGACCCAGCCAACGACAUCCUUACCAUCGAGAAGGUCGACCUUAGCCCCAACCCUCCCCAGCCUGGGCAAACGCUCAGCAUCAAAGCCACGGGCAACUUCAAGGAAGAGGUUGGCGAGGGUUUCAAGAUGCACCUCCAGGUCAAGUAUGGCAUUAUCACGCUCAUCAACCAGAACGCCGAUGGAUGCGACACCAUUAAGAAGGGAGACCUUGAUUGCCCGCUCAAGAAGGGCGAAAUGAGCCUGACCAAGGAUGUUGAUCUGCCCAGGGAGAUUCCUCCGGGUCAAUACACCGUUCUUGCCGAUGUAUUCACGGAGAAUGAGGAAAAGAUCACCUGCCUCACCGCCAAGAUUGCAUUCCACCGGUAA
This is a messenger RNA of Bipolaris sorokiniana ND90Pr, 504 nucleotides long. RefSeq lists its product as uncharacterized. Lineage: Eukaryota; Fungi; Ascomycota; Dothideomycetes; Pleosporales; Pleosporaceae. Gene Ontology annotation, molecular function: sterol binding. The transcript has 3 exons. The coding region runs from base 1 to 504 and encodes 167 amino acids. The record is from RefSeq and is a predicted model, not a curated record. Gene Ontology annotation, biological process: intracellular sterol transport.